This is a messenger RNA of Microdochium trichocladiopsis, 4034 nucleotides long. RefSeq names its product ATPase. The record is from RefSeq and is a predicted model, not a curated record. Bases 272 to 3991 code for a protein of 1239 amino acids. Gene Ontology annotation, biological process: protein import into peroxisome matrix. NCBI's taxonomy places the organism in Eukaryota, Fungi, Ascomycota, Sordariomycetes, Xylariales, Microdochiaceae. Gene Ontology annotation, molecular function: ATP binding; ATP hydrolysis activity. The transcript has 2 exons. Gene Ontology annotation, cellular component: peroxisomal membrane; peroxisome; cytosol.
CAUCGGCAAACCAUAGCUCGAGCUCAUUUCCCCAGACUGGAGUUGCUCGACCCGCCAUUACACCACAUCCGAGGGACAGCGACAUUGUACACGGUUCGAGCAUCCCGAGGUCAUUGCAUUUGCUGCUCGUGACGACACGCAACAGUUUGGAUCGCCAAGUCCUCUCGAACCAUCGACAUGUCCUCUUGAAACCGACUCCUUUCAAUUCCUGAGCGAAUUCCCCUCCACAGUUCGAAUCACUCCGCAGAGGCACCAGUACCUGCCGCACAUCAUGUCUUCACGCAAGAACCUGCAGACGACGUCUGCAGAAAUCUCGCUUGUUCAUCUCAAGAACUGUCUUGUCAACCUCCCUACCUCUCUCGUCAAUCUUCUUGUCUCUAUAAAUACGCCCGCACAAAAUGUCAUUGUCCAACUCCAAUACCGCGUUCCCGCUCCCACCAACGGCACGGCGCUGCCCGGCGUUGCUUCGGUACAGCGAAAUAUCUACCUAGGCUGGACAGGUAUGCCCAGCAGACCCAAAACGGCUCCUCUGGUUGGGCGCGACAGCAUCACCAGUGGCCGAGCCGGUGGCCGGGAACAAGAGAUCGCAUCUGUGGAAAUAGACGCGACCCUCGCUGGCACUCUUGGCAUCAGCGAUGGCACAAAAGUGAUGGCCACACUCCACCUCGAUCCGCCCCUUGCGCACACGGUCAACAUCGAGCCAUUGACACCGGAGGACUGGGAGAUUAUAGAGCUGCACGCGACAUUCCUCGAGCUCAACCUGCUCUCUCAGAUCCGCGCUCUGCCGAAUCCCUCGUUCUCCCCCGCUCCCGGCCAAUCAGCGGCUGCGCACCCUUUGACCCUGCACCUUUCGCCCACUUCAACAGCCAACAUCAAAAUCUUGAGCUUGGACCCGGCGCCAGCAAACGACGUUGCGUUUGUCAAGAUCGCGCCGGAUGCGGAAGUUAUUGUGGCUCCCAAGGUGCGCGCGAAGCCUACGCGAACCAGCCGCGCCGCGGGUAGCGUCGGAUCCCGGCGCAGUGGGAAGAGCACGGCAAGCACCGUCCGAAGAAAAUCUAAUCGGGAAGAGAAGAGACCAAGUUUAUUCCUUCGCGGUAUCGACCGUACUCUGUGCACGGAAUGGUUCGACGAGCAGCCAGCCCCCCACGAGCUCGCGGUCUGGGUCGAUAGAGACCUUCUUCAAUCCAAAGACUUUCGUGGUGUCAACUGGGUGGCAGUCAGCUUCGUGAAGCCUAGUGGACUGCAGCCACCUCUUGACCCCUCAAAGCAGCAACAGGAGACAGUGGCCGAAGGGGCGAAAGCCAGCGAGAAGAUCAUUGCUGCUCUGCGACCUUGGGACGACCCUCCUACAAGCCAGACAGCUGCGUUGUCUUCACCACUAUGCGCAUCCCUUGGCUGUGACGGCGUCGUGGGCGGCAUCGUCAAGCUCGAGGCUGCACCUCUACCACUUUCUCGAAGCACCAUACAACAGGUGAAGCUUUUUCCCUUCUCGACUAUCACGACUACCACCACUUCGAGUCUCAAAUUUGGCGGCGAAUCCAAGGCUGAGAAGGAAGAGGCCGCCAAGAUGAUCUCGCGCAUCUACGGCAAGGGUCUUCUGCAAGGACCGCUCACGGAUGGAAUGGUGCUGGGCGCCUACGACGGUCUUGAGCUACCGAAGUCAUGGGAAGGCGGAGUCCUUAAAAUCGACCCACCGAGCCUGAACACGACAACAAGAGAAAGCUUGAGCUGGUGCCUAGGCUCCGAGCGCCAAUAUCCCAUUGAGGUGCAACCACCGAUAACUAGACCGACAUGGCUCGAAGACGAGAGGCUGGACAAUAGCCUGCCGAAAGAACCACUGAACCUUGUCGGCAUCGACUCCCUGUUGGAAAGUGUUCGAUCACAUCUAGCGCACAUGUCCUCGGUCCUCCUGACCGGGGCUCUUGGAUCAGGCAAGACGUCCGUUGCACAAAGCCUCGCAAAGACCCUGAAGGAAGACUUCUUAUUCCACACCACCUACUUCCCUUGCAGAACCCUUGUCAAUGAUGAGAGCCGCAUUUCAACAAUCAAGGAGACUCUCAAUCGUGUUUUCAUGGGCGCCAGCUGGGGUGCUAGAUUAGGUGGUCAGGCCCUUGUGAUUCUGGAUGACCUGGACAAGCUCUGCCCAGUUGAGACGGAACUACAGGUUGGCAACGACAACGGCCGAAGUCGACAAGUCAGCGAAACGAUAUGUGCAAUUGUCCGCCAGUAUUGCAACAGAGAGACAGGUGUCGUUUUACUUGCUACGUCACAAGGCAAGGACUCUUUAAACAAUGUCGUUAUCGGCGGCCACGUAGUGCGAGAAAUCGUCGAUCUCAAGGCGCCGGAUAAGCAGGCACGAAGACGGGUGCUUGAAACGGUAGUAAAGCAACUCACGAUAGAGUUUGAACCGUCUCACAGCGACGACAGUGAUCGAAGCCGCCCGACCACAGCUGACGGCAGCAACGACAGCAACAUCGGAGACGACGGUGGCGCAUGGAUGGACACCACCGCGCCGUCAAGCAAAAUGAAAACAAGUACAAAGAAAAGAUCGGACGGUUUCCUGCUGGAUCCAAGCCUCGACUUCCUCGAUCUUGCGGGAGAGACCGACGGCUAUAUGCCUGGUGAUCUCUUGCUUCUGGUGUCGCGUGCUCGCAACGAGGCUCUUAUUCGAUCUGUCAGCGAGUCGACCUCUUUCAAAUCACUAGACAUCGCCCAGUUGAGCAGACAGGAUUUUGACAGCGCACUAAAGGGGUUCACGCCUGCCUCUCUCCGAAAUGUCACACUUCAGACGUCUACCACCACAUUUGACUCAAUCGGAGGACUGCAGGAGACACGCCAGGUGCUGUUGGAAACCCUCCAAUAUCCAACAAAGUACGCUCCAAUCUUUGCCCAGUGUCCUCUCCGCCUACGCUCAGGAUUGUUGCUCUAUGGCUUUCCCGGCUGUGGCAAAACACUGUUGGCGAGUGCAGUGGCUGGGGAGUGUGGACUCAACUUCAUUUCGGUGAAAGGCCCCGAGAUCUUGAACAAGUAUAUCGGCGCAAGUGAAAAGAGCGUUCGCGACCUGUUUGAGAGGGCUUCUGCAGCCAAGCCCUGUGUGCUCUUCUUCGAUGAGUUUGACUCCAUUGCACCGAAGCGAGGUCAUGAUUCUACCGGCGUGACUGACCGUGUCGUCAACCAGCUGCUCACACAGAUGGAUGGCGCAGAAGGUCUAUCUGGUGUGUACGUGCUUGCUGCAACGUCACGUCCUGAUCUCAUUGAUCCCGCUCUACUCCGGCCUGGCCGGCUGGACAAGAGUUUGCUCUGCGACUUUCCCAACCAAGAAGAUCGCAUUGAUAUCAUGAAAGCCCUUGGCAAGAAGGUGAAGCUCAGUGAUGAGAUUCUUGGGUCAGAAGAGAUCCUGGAAGAAAUCGCCCGUCGUACAGAAGGCUACUCUGGUGCUGACCUUCAGGCCUUGAUGUCCAACGCGCAGCUUGAGGCGAUUCAUGAUGUACUGGCCGAUCUCGAUCUCAACGCUGGUAGCGGCAACAAGAGGGGGUCUGCAGCAGCAAAGACCUCGGCUAGCUUUCGCUCUGCUCGUAAUUUUGUCCAGUUUCGAUAUGGAGCAGAUGCGUCGGCCGCAGAAGCAGAUGAGCGCUCCAAGAGGGGAUACAAUAGGUCGACAGAAAUUGCAGAGAAUGCAGCCAUUGCGGCCAAAUUGGCCGAGAUCAAGGCAGCUCGUAAGCGGGCAAAGGCUCACCAAGUAUCUACUGGUGGAGGGCAGGCUGGCAAUUUCGCGAAUGGCACGACCGGGAAGGAUCACGAUGGUGGAGGUGAGGUGAGGAUAGCAUGGAAGCACAUGAGCAAGGCUCUCGACAGCACUCGUGCCAGUAUCAGCAGCCAGGAGAGGAGAAGGUUGGAACGCAUAUAUCACGAGUUUGUGGUGGGACGCAGCGGUGAAAUGAAGGACGGGCAAGGGAGUAUGGAGAUUGGCGGGCGAAGCAGCUUGAUGUAGACUUGGAGCUCAUGAUGAAUCAUAGAAAACCAUUCAAACCAGG